GUUACCUGCUACUAUUGUGGUGGAGCUGGUCAUACGGCGGCAGUAUGUGCAUCAAAGCCUGGGGAAGGAAGCUCAUCGAAGAACAAUACAAUGAAAUCAAUGGACAUGUUAGAUCAAAGCAGAAAAGUGGUAGGGAGGAUUCACGAACCAUGGGCAGUAAGAUAUUGGAUAGAAGUAAUAAAACCGCCACCAGUAGUAGUCUGUUGGCUGAGAAAUUAUGUGCCGCUGUUCCCAAGAGAAGUGUGGAGUCUGAUUCAGAACGAAGUUCCAAGGCCCUACGAUUUGGCGAAGGAUCAGGAAGUAUGGUUAGAAAGGGAGAUUCUUCGAUUGGAGAAACUGGGGGCAAUAGUGAAAGUUGGCAUAACAGGUUCCCGCCCAACUAAGUUAGAAGAAACAAAAGCCGGUUUGAAGGCAUUGUCGAGAGUAAAUUGGACAAUGGCCAGAAAACUAGCAAGUGUCACGGGCAAG
Messenger RNA from Racocetra persica, 468 nucleotides. The record is from the annotation of a GenBank genome assembly. Lineage: Eukaryota; Fungi; Glomeromycota; Glomeromycetes; Diversisporales; Gigasporaceae.